Molecule: messenger RNA, 582 nt
Organism: Parasteatoda tepidariorum (common house spider)
Lineage: Eukaryota; Metazoa; Arthropoda; Arachnida; Araneae; Theridiidae
Source: RefSeq, a predicted model, not a curated record
AUGGACAAGUUAUACUCUGCACAUGAUGUUCAGUCAUGUGCAGAAUAUAACUUUUACCUCAUUAAGCUUUUAGGAAAACCCUUUACUUUAGCUGCCAACUCUACUAGAUUUUCCAGCAAACUACUGGAUUUUUCCUAUUUCUGCUGGUCUACUGGUUCUAAUAUGGAUCUCAUUGUUGAAGAACACUUUUAUGAAGGUUCUGAGCAUUCUAUUAAAUAUAAGAGAUUUGCUUGUAUGUAUUGUUCAUAUACAUCUACCGUUAAAGGCAAUCUGAAAAAACAUUUGCACAUUCACACGGGUGCUCGUCCUUACAAAUGUGGAAUUUGCGGAAUCGAAGUGAACGUAUUUGUUCAAGAAUUUGAUUUUGGAAAGCAAGGAAAGCCAGUAAAAUAUAAAAAGUUCUCUUGUUCUGUUUGUUCUUACACUUCUUUCCAAAUGGGUGAUUUAAAGAAACACAUACGUAUACAUACUGGAGAUCGCCCAUUUGUUUGUAACAUUUGUGGUAGAUCAUUUCGUCAAAUUUCUCACCUACGUAGUCAUGAGUACAAAGUACACCCUUCUCUAGCGAAAACUUCUUUGUAA